UAGUGAGGUUACUAAAUUCUGGUUGCUAAAUGACAAAAUAGCUCUCAUGAGAAAUGGCUCAGUUUCACAGAGGAGUGAAAAAGAAUCGACGGCAACACUUGUAUUCAAAUUUAUUUCGUCUUUUUUAUUCGAAUAGCAAUGGUUCAUGAUCCAAAAUUCAUUUUGCAUUUUAAAAAUGCCACUAAGAUAAGGUGUUGCGGUUGCAAAGGUGCGUGCUAACAAUAUCUGAUGCGUCCAAUUAUUUUAUUGGACAAGAUGUAUCAAAAGAUGACUAAAAACAGCAACACAAGAAACUUGAAAAGCUCGCACAGCCUCCCACAUCAUCGUCAUCGAAUUCCCAUUCCUUUAGAGCCCCUAAAAGAUGGACCAUCCAUGGAUCCAAAGGAAAGAAUUUUCCUCGAAGCUGCUGAAAGAGGAGAUAAAGCCACCAUGGUGCGUUGUUUACAAGCCCCAAAUCCAGUGAACGUAAACUGCACCAACAUCUUAGGACGGAGUGCCAUUCAAAUAGCAGCUGAUAAUGAAAAUGUAGAAAUAGUUGAACUUCUCCUACUAGAAGAAAAUGUUAAGAUCGGAGAUGCACUCCUAUAUGCUAUUAGUGAAGGUGUCUAUAAAAUAGUAGAAAUGUUAAUUAAUCAUCCAAGUAUCACUAGUGAGAUGUUAGCUAAUGGUUGGGCCAAAUCCCGAUUACCUGGUGAAGAAAGCUCUGAUUAUUCUCCAGAUAUUUCUCCUGUAAUACUUGCAGCACAUUGCAACCAAUUUGAAAUACUUCAGCUGCUUUUAACGCAUGGUGCAAUUAUUGAUAAACCUCAUCCUCUGUCUUGCACUUGUCCACGUUGUCGUGAGGGAAUUCAUACAGACAGCUUAAGAUAUUCACUUCGACGUAUUCAUACAUACCGAGCAUUGGCAAGUCCAGCCUGGAUUUCAUUAACAAGCGAGGAUCCUAUUCUCUCAGCAUUUAAGUUGUCGUGGGAACUCGAGCACCUCGCUCACAGAGAAAAUGAAUUCAAAGAAAUUUACUUAGUACUGAGCAAUCAGUGCAAAAAGUAUUCGUGUGAUCUUCUUGACCUCUGCCGCAGCACAGAAGAAGUUAUUGCAGUAUUAAAUAGAAGAACAGAAUCAGAAUAUGAUGAAGACGAACGAAACGCAGUUGAGGAAAAACUGACUCUCUCAAGACUGAAAAUGGCUCUUAAAUAUGAACAGAAACAGUUUGUAGCACAUCCAAAUUGCCAGCAACUGCUGACAUCUAUUUGGUAUGAAGGUUUCCCAGUGUGGAGAAGAAGAAAUGGUUUUAUGAAAAUUUUGCUGUGUUGUGGUCUCAUUGCCUGUAUUCCUGCAAUUUCACUAUAUUAUCUCAUCUGCCCGAGGUCCAAAAUGGGGAAACUCGUUCGAUCACCUUUCAUGAAAUUCAUAUAUCACAGUGCGUCAUUCGGAUGUUUCCUUCUUCUACUGGUAUUAGCUUCUACAAGAACAGAGGGAAGCGAAAGGUCGAGGCAGAACAUUCGAGGACCGCCACCAUCAUUUGUUGAAUGGCUCAUAUUUUUUUGGGUGACAGGAAUGGUGUGGGCUGAAUGCAAGCAACUUUGGGAAGAAGGCUUAAAAGCUUACGUACGACAGUGGUGGAACUGGUUAGAUUUCAUCAUGUUAUCAUUUUAUCUUGCAACUUUUUCUCUGAAAGCUGUUGCCUUCUUCCAAAUCCAUAGUGAUUAUUAUGGCAGCAGAGUCAUGGAGAGACAUCAUUGGCCUGAUAAUGAUCCUACUUUGAUAGCAGAAGGAGUGUUUGCCGUAGCAAAUGUUUUUAGUUUUGCAAGGAUAAUUUACUUGUUUCAAACGAAUCCCCAUCUGGGACCUCUGCAGAUAUCACUUGGUUGCAUGAUAGUGGAUAUUGCAAAAUUUCUCUUCAUAUUCUUUUUAAUUUUAACAUCUUUCGCAUGCGGUUUGAACCAACUCUACUGGUAUGCGGAUUACUUCGAUGAAAGCUGUCAAGUCCGACAAGAUAAUGGAACUACUUCUACGGCGGGGAACUGCAAUCAAAAUAGCGAACCUUUCAUGACAAUUGAUUCAAGCUAUACAUCAUUACUAUGGUCUUUAUUUGGUGUCAUACCUAUCAAAGAAAUCAGUAGUCGUAGAGACCAAGCAUUCACUAAGUGGGUAGGCCAUGCAUUGCUCGGUGCUUAUAUGAUAAUGGCAAUGACCGUCAUGAUUAACAUGCUUAUUGCUAUGAUGUCCAGAUCAUUCCAAGAUAUAGAAGAUCAUGCAGACAGAGAAUGGAAAUUUGCGAGAUCAAAGCUUUGGAUGAGUUAUUUCGACGAAGGUUCAACUCUUCCUCCUCCAUUUAAUCUCAUCAUUUCUCCAAAAUCUAUAUACUAUUUUUGUAGAGGAGUCAAAAAUCUUAUAUUCAAAUUAUUUCAAAGUAGUUUCAGACUCUGUGGUGUUAAAUCCGUAGACGUCAUAAAGCAUGAAGAUAAGUCUGUUAGUUAUAUAGGUGACUCAAUUACGGAUAAAAUUGAUCCUACUUCAUGUAUAAGUCCACCUCUUGAAAUAAAUAACUUAAAAAGUAAAGUUAACUACCAGGAAGUUAUGAAGAGAUUGGUAAGUAGAUAUAUACAUCAAGCAAAAAAGCAACUUAGACAAGAUGGAGUAAAUGAAGACGAUCUGUUGGAAAUAAAACAAGAUAUUUCUAGCUUGAGGUAUGAACUUCGAGAAGAUCGUAAGCGAGAAAGCGCCAGAAACACAGGGCAUAUUGAUAGUAUUAAACGAGAUAUAAUUCGCUCCCUUAGUGGAAGCCAGAUGCUUGGACCCAUGACUCCAUCUUCGACUUCACCACCACCAAUUGAUCAUAGAAUGGCUGUCCGCAGUGUUGACGAUGUUACAGACGAACGUGAAACAAGAGACAGAUUAAUUCUGCCACCAUUGACGUUAUCAAACCAAGAUAUAGAUCUAAUACGAAAAGAAGUAGUUGUUGGUGUUCAAAAUGAACUAAAAGCUCUUCUAAAAGAACUGCAAGCUCAGAAUGCUGCUGCAAAUCAGAUACACCAACCAACUCAUGUUCCUCCUCACCCACAGCAGGGUAUGAGAUUGCACCCAAAUCUACCACCUGCUGUUCCAGACCUUGCGUCCGACUUGUAUCAGACUCAUCUUUUUACCCAACUCUAGAUACCUGACCAUUUUGCCCCACCGUACCUCCCUCAAUAAAGAAGAACGUCAUUGCA
Molecule: messenger RNA, 3209 nt
Organism: Parasteatoda tepidariorum (common house spider)
Lineage: Eukaryota; Metazoa; Arthropoda; Arachnida; Araneae; Theridiidae
Product: transient-receptor-potential-like protein
Biological process (GO): regulation of cytosolic calcium ion concentration; single fertilization; calcium ion transmembrane transport
Cellular component (GO): cation channel complex; plasma membrane
Molecular function (GO): protein binding; store-operated calcium channel activity; inositol 1,4,5 trisphosphate binding
Source: RefSeq, a predicted model, not a curated record